UACUACUGCACUUUUUUUCAUUUUCAGAUAUUUAUAAACAAUGAAUGGCAUGAUUCAGUCAGCGGUAAAAAAUUUGAUGUCUUUAACCCUGCGAAUGAAGAAAAAAUCUGUGAGGUUGCAGAAGGUGACAAGGCAGAUAUAGACAAGGCUGUUAAAGCAGCUAGAAAAGCUUUUGAGCUCGGAUCACCCUGGCGUACCAUGGAUGCUUCAGAACGAGGAAGGCUCUUGAAUAAACUGGCUGAUUUAGUUGAAAGAGAUCGACUGACAUUAGCUACAAUGGAAGCUAUUGAUGGUGGCAAACUCUUUUCUACUGCCUACUUAAUGGAUUUAGGUGCCUGUAUUAAAACAAUACGCUACUGUGCAGGCUGGGCUGAUAAAAUCCAUGGUCGAACUGUUCCAAUGGAUGGAAACUUUUUCACAUUUACAAGACAUGAGCCUGUUGGUGUGUGUGGACAAAUUAUUCCUUGGAACUUCCCAUUGGUUAUGUUUAUCUGGAAGAUCGCCCCUGCACUUUGUUGUGGAAACACGGUGGUUGUCAAACCAGCAGAACAAACACCUCUGAGUGCCCUUUACAUGGGAUCCUUAAUUAAAGAGGUAAGUUGGUAACAGCAUUGCUUUUUGCCCUUCUCAGAAAUGUAAUAGAACACUGCAGCUGAAAUGCCACAGAGGUAAUGUAAGCUAGGCUGUCCUUUGCAAGUACUUCUCAUUACAUGUCUAGCCUUGUACUAUGGAACCUAUCCUACUGUGAACCAGUUAAGUAAAUCCAGCGCAAAAGCAUGCAUAUACACAGCUUCAUACACACCUACAAACAGAGUUA
Molecule: messenger RNA, 817 nt
Organism: Meleagris gallopavo (turkey)
Lineage: Eukaryota; Metazoa; Chordata; Aves; Galliformes; Phasianidae
Source: RefSeq, a predicted model, not a curated record